CCAAAGGUAUUCUUGCACCGAAUAAUAUUUCCUGUAAGUGCAGUAUUUUGCUUUCUCUAAGAAAAUUACAAGCUCAAGGAGAUGGAUCCAGCACUUUACAGAGCAGUUUUACUCAAUGAUAUUCAUGCAUUUAUCAGUUUAGUUCGAAAAAAUGAAGCAAUUCUUGACCAAAGAACCAGUACUGCCUCUAACACAGUGCUUCACCUUGCUUCAAGGCUUGGAUUUGUUGACUUGGUGAUGGAAAUCAUUAAGUUGCGGCCAAACAUGGUACAAGCUGAGAACAAGAUGCUGGAGACUCCUCUGCAUGAAGCCUGUCGCGAAGGAAAAUCAAAGAUUGUAUUGCUGCUAUUACAGACAGGUUCAUGGGUGGCCAGCAAUUUUAACAUGGAAAAUCAGUCUCCAUUACUCAUCGCUUGCAGUUAUGGGCAUCUCGAAGUAGUCAAGGUUUUGUUGAAUCAGCCAUUGUUUCUGAGGUUAGAAUAUGAUAAUCCUCAUGGUCUGACAUCUCUACAUGUGGCUGCAUCAAAAGGCCAUACAGAAAUAGUGAAGAUGAUAUUACGAGCGUGCCCAAAUAUGGCUCAGAAGAUUGACAGUGACGGAUGUAAUCCUCUGCACUACGCUUGUAAAAAUGGUCACUUGGAGAUAACAAAAUUACUUCUAAGGCAUGACUUGGACCUUACUCUGAUAUAUAAUAACAAGGGUUUCAAACCAUUGCACUUGGCAGCAAUUCAUGGCAAUGGCACAAUCCUUGAAGAAUUUCUGGCUAUGGCUCCCACAUCAUUUGAUUGUCUCACAACCGAUGGGGACAAUGUAUUUCAUCUUCUCGUAAGAUUCAAUGCCCACAGUGCCUUCAUGUGCUUGGAACAUGUGUUCGGUGAUACCAAGCUAUUCCAACAACCAGAUCAAUUUGGCAACACCAUUCUGCACAUUGCAAUCUCCGGAGGACUCUAUCAUUUAGCAGGCAGUAUCAUCAAUGAAAGAAAAGUGGACAUCAAUCAUCAAAACAAUAGAGGACAUACAGCGCUUGACAUCCUCAACCAUGCUGGAAGCAGUUUAGAAAUCCAGGAUCUUAGAGACAUGUUGAAGAAAGCUGGUGGAAAAUUAGGUACUGGUCUUUCUUGGUCACAAAAAUCUGAAAGCCCCAGAGAUGCACUAGAGCGAGAAUUUGACCUGCAGCUGCAGCUUGGUUGUGGAUCUGAAAGACACCAACUUUCUCAAGCACAUUCUGCGGAAAACACCCCAAUCACAAAGAGCAUGCCGGAAUUAAUCAUGAGAACCGAUGCAAGAGGUGAACCUCUUCAGCUUCAAGUUAACAAUAAUAAUGAUCUAUCUGAAUCAGAAUACUUGUCAGACGAAACAAAAGGCUCCUCACCUUACAGGCAUGAAAGCAUAAUACGCAGGAAAAAGCUAAUGAAAGUUCACAAGCGCCAUCAUAGGAAGCAACACAAGGCAUACACUGAGGCACUACAGAAUGCAAGGAACACACUCACAGUAGUCGCUAUUAUGAUUGCUACGGUGACUUUUACAGCAGGCAUCAAUCCUCCAGGUGGUGUCUACCAGGAGGGGCCAUUGAAAGGAAAAUCAACAGCAGGCAGGACAUCAGCUUUUAAGGUUUUUUCAAUCACCAACAACAUUGCCUUGUUCACAUCCUUAUGCAUUGUAAUAGCUCUAGUUAGCAUCAUCCCCUUCCAAAGAAAGCCGCUAAUGAAGCUAUUGGUGGUUGCUCACAAGGGCAUGUGGGUGGCAGUGUCAUUCAUGGCUGCCGCUUACAUUGCAGCAAUAUGGGUGAUUAUGCCAGAGAGUCAUGGGAAUGUUUGGACAUUUGAGGCUCUAAUUUCCAUUUUCGCUGGUACUCUAGGAUCAGCUUUCAUUUAUCUUGGGGUUAAGUUGGUUGGACACCAUCUGAGGAAAUCAAAGUGGAGGAAAGAGCAGGGUGGUGCUGGUAACAACAAAUAUGAAAACCAUUCACUUUCUCGGAAUUCUGAUGUAGAGAGUGCCAUAACUGAUGGUUAUCAUACGUUUUGAAUGUUUUCACGAACAUAUGCAAUUAUGAUGGUGGUUCUUUCUUAAAAUAAAAAAUUAUUCUUUUAGAAAAUAUGGUUCCAACUGGGCCAUUUAAAUUGUGAACCCGUGGAGAUCAAAGAGAAAAAGUUUUCAAAAUCCAUGAUCCAAAUGUCAACAAAU
This is a messenger RNA of Populus trichocarpa (black cottonwood), 2184 nucleotides long. RefSeq names its product ankyrin repeat-containing protein NPR4. Gene Ontology annotation, cellular component: plasma membrane. The transcript has 3 exons. The record is from RefSeq and is a predicted model, not a curated record. NCBI's taxonomy places the organism in Eukaryota, Viridiplantae, Streptophyta, Magnoliopsida, Malpighiales, Salicaceae. The coding region runs from base 82 to 2025 and encodes 647 amino acids. Gene Ontology annotation, molecular function: protein phosphatase regulator activity; protein phosphatase 1 binding.